Tachysurus vachellii is the source of this 801-nucleotide messenger RNA. It is a transcript of the gene insl5b, whose product is annotated as insulin-like 5b. Gene Ontology annotation, cellular component: extracellular region. The coding region runs from base 134 to 409 and encodes 91 amino acids. The record is from RefSeq and is a predicted model, not a curated record. The transcript has 2 exons. Gene Ontology annotation, molecular function: hormone activity. NCBI's taxonomy places the organism in Eukaryota, Metazoa, Chordata, Actinopteri, Siluriformes, Bagridae.
CAUUUGGAGAGUCACGGAAAAGCAGCAAAUGCGUCAACGGUACGUUAAUCAAGACGGAUCCAGUAUAAAAGUGAAAGCCAGUCGCUCCAUAACUCCAUUAGCCUGAGAGGUUCCGAGGUUCUAUCUAUCAGCUAUGAAGGUCCUGCUGUUUGUAUGUAUCCAGGCGUCUCUGUUGGCCUGCACGCUACAGACAGAAGCAUCCCAAAUUCCGAUAAAGCUGUGCGGCCGGGAGUUCCUGCGUGCUGUCGUGUACACGUGCGGUGGCUCCAGAUGGAGGAGGAGCCUGAAUGACAUCUUCACAAAGGAGCUGGAGGACAUGCCGAGGUUCAGGAGGAGUGACGACUCAGGGUUGCUGGAUCUCUGCUGCCAAGUAGGCUGCAGGAAGAGAGACCUGGAGCUCAUGUGCUGAGAGGACGUCUGUCCGCCGCGUGUCUGUCCUGUCCUGACUGAAGACGAUAAGCAAGAGAGAAGAAAGAGAAAGCAGCUGCAAUAGAUCCAUUUGGCAAGAAGAUUUUUUUCACACACACAAUCCUGAUAAAUAAGAACAUGUGACAUUAAGUAUUACUUUUGUCUUCUUUGAGUUUCAUCACUGAACCAUAUCGUAAUUUAUAAAUGGGUUUAAUCACUUCCAGAUGUUUAUCCACGAAUGUAAGAAGAUGAUGUUCAAUACAAAUGAGAUUAAAUAGUGAAUUUAAUACAUAUAAUCGUCGUCCAGUCCAAUUAAUUCACUAAUGUUUAGUGUAAAGCUGAAUGAGAUACAGACUAAUAAAACAAUGUGUGCUGCUGAGUAUCUGAAGAUGA